Argentina anserina (silverweed cinquefoil) is the source of this 627-nucleotide messenger RNA. Its product is annotated as probable calcium-binding protein CML22. The record is from RefSeq and is a predicted model, not a curated record. Bases 49 to 627 code for a protein of 192 amino acids. NCBI's taxonomy places the organism in Eukaryota, Viridiplantae, Streptophyta, Magnoliopsida, Rosales, Rosaceae. Gene Ontology annotation, molecular function: calcium ion binding. The transcript is spliced from 3 exons.
UCUCAACUUUGCUGUUCCGUGAAGAAUUUGUCAGACAAAGUAGGAGGAAUGCUUUGUUGUCGUGGUACAGCAAACAAGUAUAGCAGUCUAGAUGCAAAGCUUGAAAAGAGAAUGGUUGAAUUUAAAAGAAGUUCUUCAGGCCAAAGCAAUUUUAGGUCAAUUGACAGCAUAAUUUUGAGGUUCCCUCAGUUUAGAGAAGAACUGAAGAACAUAAGAAACGUGUUUGACCUGUAUGAUGAGGACUCAAAUGGAACUAUAGACCGUGAGGAGCUGAAGAAAUGCUUACAGAAACUGCAGCUCCAUCUGACAGCGGAAGAGAUUGAGGAUCUUUUUCAUUCAUGCGACAUGGAUGGGAGUGAAGGGAUACAAUUCAAUGAAUUCAUUGUUCUUCUGUGUCUCAUCUAUCUAUUAAAGGACCCCCAUACGGCAUCAAAGAUAGACUCUCCACAGCUAGAAGCAACUUUUGAUACUGUGAUUGAAGUAUUUUUGUUUCUGGAUAAAAAUGGUGAUGGCAAACUGAACAAGACAGAAGUGGUGAAGGCACUCAAUGAAGCUUCUCCCCGUGAAAAAUCUCCUUCUCAUGUCAGCAGGAAUCGAUUUAGUAAUGAUUCUUUGCAUAUACAAUAA